CUCAUUCUCUCUUGUCGCAAAACCUCCACGAUUUCGUUGAGAGGCACAAUGGCUGCAGCACUUAUUGAUAGACGGCUCCAUACGAUUCCAGGAAAACUCCGUGUGGCAGAGCUGUUCUUCGAGGUUCCUAUCAACUACAGUCAACCAGAAAAUGGCACGCUACGACUCUUUGCUCGUAGUGUGCGCCGUUGGGUGAAGCCUGUUGAGCCCGUGAAGGAUGACAAGCAGCCUCCUAUCCCCUGGCUAGUCUACUUACAGGGUGGUCCAGGAAUGGGUUGUCGCCCUCCGCAGGAGUAUGGCUGGGUUGGAUCAGCCCUUGAUAAGGGGUACCAGGUUCUGUUCCUUGACCAGCGAGGCACUGGCCUCAGUUCUACAAUUACAGCAGGCACCCUAGCUUUGCAAGGAAAUGCCGUCAAGCAAGCUGAAUACCUGAAAAACUUUCGUGCUGACAAUAUUGUCCGCGACUGUGAAGCUAUCCGUCGGUGUCUUACUGCAGACUACCCCGAGGAGAAACGAAAAUGGAGUAUAAUCGGCCAGAGUUUUGGGGGGUUCUGUGCCGUGACCUACCUUUCCAUGUUUCCAGAAGGCCUGGCUGAGGUUUUUAUCUGUGGCGGGCUUCCUCCUCUCGUGAAUGGUCCAGAUGCAGUGUAUGCUCGCACUUAUGAAAAGGUCCUUGAGCGGAACCAAGCAUAUUACUCCAAGUUUCCCGAGGAUGUAGAGCGGGUUAAAAGGAUCAUGCAAUAUCUCAAGGGAAACAAAGUCCCUCUUCCAUCCGGGACACUUACUCCUGAGCGAAUCCAGCAAUUAGGUAUUGCGUUCGGCAUGCACGGCGGACUUGAUAGUAUUCAUGAUCUUAUCUUCCGCGCCUCCAGCGAUUUGGAAAUCUUUGGAUUCAUAACACAUCCAACCCUCAUCGCACUCGACAGCUAUGGCGGCCUCGAUAGUAAUAUCAUCUAUGCCAUCCUCCAUGAAUCGAUUUACUGUCAAGGAGAGGCCUCGGCCUGGUCUGCAGACAGAUUACGUUCCUCAAAUGCCCAGUUCAAUAUUUCUGAUGAUGCACCAGAAAUCUUAUUUACUGGAGAAAUGAUCUAUAAAGACAUGUUCGACUCCUACGACGAGCUCAAUAAAAUCAGAGAUGCCGCCGAUAUCCUAGCCACGACAGAAAACUGGCCCGCCCUCUACGACGAAGCCCAGCUGGCGAAGAAUGAAGUCCCCGUUUACGCGGCGACCUUCAUCGAUGACAUGUAUGUCCACUAUGACCACGCCUCCAAUACCGCCGGAAAGAUCAAGGGGAUCAAGCAAUUCAUCACGAACGUGAUGUAUCACAACGCUAUUCGAAGCAAAUCGGAUGAGCUUAUACAGCAGCUUUUCGCUCUUCGGGACGACACGAUCGACUAAAGCAUGCUUCUGCGAUGCCAGCUACCUAGGUAGUAGGCUUAAGGCCAUACAUAUGCUUAAUAUGUAAGACCUAUGGUUGAAAUGACCAACGUAUGACACGGGAAAUGAAUGAUAGGAUUUCAGUUGAGAGGUAGCAAAGGAGUAUUUACAGGACUUAUACAGAGUAUCUUCUUGGUCUAUAGGUAAAAUCAAU
Molecule: messenger RNA, 1591 nt
Organism: Aspergillus ochraceoroseus IBT 24754
Lineage: Eukaryota; Fungi; Ascomycota; Eurotiomycetes; Eurotiales; Aspergillaceae
Product: proline iminopeptidase
Exons: 9
Coding region: 49-1398 (449 amino acids)
Biological process (GO): proteolysis
Molecular function (GO): peptidase activity
Source: RefSeq, a predicted model, not a curated record